Messenger RNA from Sungouiella intermedia, 1416 nucleotides. NCBI's taxonomy places the organism in Eukaryota, Fungi, Ascomycota, Pichiomycetes, Serinales, Metschnikowiaceae. The record is from the annotation of a GenBank genome assembly.
AUGUAUAAACUCGUUGAUUCAUUUUCCGUAGAUGGAAUCAUCAACCAGCGGAUCACCUUAGAUGUUCCACUCAACUAUUCGAAGUUGAACAAUGGCAAGAUAACCAUUGUUGCCAAUAUCAUUCAGAAAUAUGACCCUUCCAUUCAUGUGGACUCCACGGUGGUAUUUCCAGACGCUGUUAAGCCCAUCGCCUACUUGCAAGGAGGCCCAGGCUUUCCAUGUGCGUUGUCAUUGACCAAUUCGGGUUAUGUCAAGGUUUUGUUGGAGAAAGGCUAUCUGGUCAUAUUGUACGACCAAAGAGGAACGGGACUUAGUAGUCCAAUCGAGGUAUCAACCAUGGACAGAACUGUUGUGAGAAACGAUAAUGAACUGGAUGAUGAACAUUGUAAACGUCAGCUCGAAUACAUCUUGAACUUUCGGGCCGACAAUAUUGUUGAGGAUAUGGAGGUAAUUAGAAAGUCUCUUUUCGGAAAGAAGAAGUGGCUGCUUCUCGGACAAUCAUACGGUGGGUUCUGCUCGUUCACAUACAUGUCGAGGUACCCAGACUCUUUGGAGGCUGUAAUGGUCACUGGAGGCGUUCCUCCUAUUGGACACACCGCUGAUGAUGUGUACAGACAAACUUACAAGAGAACCACUGAGAGAAACGUUCACUACUACCGCAAGUAUCCCCAGGAUAUCCAGAGAGUCAAGAAUAUUCUUUCCUAUUUGAGCCAGAACGAUGUACGGUUGCCCAAUGGAGGAAAACUUUCUGUAGAGAGGUUCCAGCAGUUGGGCAUUAAAUUUGGAGCUUCUGGGGGAACCGAUAGUCUCCAUGCAUUUGUUACAGAGUUCUGGUGGGCCCUAGACACCUCCGGAGCGCCAACAUAUUCGAUUUUGAACCAGAUCCAGAACGAAUCGUCAUUUGAUACAAACUUGAUCUAUGCUUUGUUCCAGGAAGCCAUCUACUGCGAUGGAGGCAGAUCCGAAGGACAGAAGUCAAAUUGGGCCGCAGAUAGAACCAGAUUCGCCGCUGGGAACGAGAAUUAUGUCUACACCGAGUCGCUUGCCUCGUCGCUGUCGCCUGUGUAUUUCACCGGAGAAAUGGUCUAUAAGUCCAUGUACGACGACUAUGUGGAGUUGGCAAAGUUGAAGAAGUUGGCAUUUGCAUUGCAUGAGAAUACAUCAUGGAGCUCCUUGUAUAACCCAGAGGUGUUGAGGGAAUUGUCCUGGGAGAAAUUGCCAGUAGUGAGCACCACAUAUUUCUAUGACCAAUAUGUGGACUUCCAACUCACUAUGGAUGUGAAGGAAAGAAUCUUCCAAGGAAACGGAAAUUUGAGACAAUACAUCACAAGUGAAUUCUUCCACAAUGGAUUACGGGCCGACCCUGAACGAGUGUUGAAAUCUAUGUUCAAGUUGUUUGAUGGAGAGUACGACUAG